Linum trigynum is the source of this 876-nucleotide messenger RNA. The record is from the annotation of a GenBank genome assembly. NCBI's taxonomy places the organism in Eukaryota, Viridiplantae, Streptophyta, Magnoliopsida, Malpighiales, Linaceae.
AUGACGAGCGCGUCGGAGCUGUUUUACCAGAGAAGGUCGCGCGUUGGGCGGCUGAGCACCGAGUUACCCCUCGGCCUCGAGGCUUCCAGUUCCGAUCGUGGUUUUCACCAAAAUUCUGGCCGGCGCCAUCACCACGGCCACAGCCACAACAACAACGGUGCCGGGCGGCAUGAUUUGGACGGAUACGAUACUCUCCGCAGAUCUCAGCAUGUUCGGCAUGCCUGCCAUCGGGCCUCUGAACGAUCCUCUGGACGGUUUGAUCACGUCUCCCGGCAGUAUGUAUCAAACAACAGUUUUGGUCAGGAAGCUUCAAGCACAUCAGGCCGGCCUAGGGUGACUUCAAAUGAGAGGCUCCCUGGUGCUGUGCUACUUGCAAGGGCAAGGCUUCUUGAGAGAUUAAGAGGAGUGUCCCUCUCUGGAAACCGGCGAAAUACAAGGUCUGCUGCCUUCAGCAUCAGCAACGGGGAACAUACAUUUGGCGAUGAUCUCCGUGCAGUUGAUACGGGGGACUGGGGGACUGAUGUCCCUGCAGUGUGGUCUCCUGGCGGGUUUCCAUUCCACGAUUCAACUUCUGAAAGCGAGAGGCGACAAUCACCCAAGAAGAAACCUCCUGGUUUAUCUCCAGAGGAACUAGUUGGUCUGAAGAUGGAGGUGUUUACUACUUAUGUGGCUGAAAGUGGAGACGACGAGGGAGUGUCGUCAAGAGAUUGUAGCAUAUGCUUGGAGAGUUUCAGUGGAGGAGAUGAGCUUAUGCGCCUGCCAUGUGGACAUCGCUUCCACUCUGUGUGCUUAGAUCCAUGGGUUCGAGCCUGUGGAGACUGUCCCUAUUGCCGCAGAGAUAUAGUCUCCAGUAGAUUUUGUGGAAUGAAAACAUGA